AUUGCAUAGUGAAGUUUACAGAGCGUCGACGGACUUUCAGCGAGUUCACUGUUUGCUUUUAGAGCAAGCAAGGAAGAUUGCUCUAGGAAGAACACGUGCGCUAUCACUGCUGUAAAGCGAUAAACAUAUCUACUAUUCCCAACUGCUUUUCUACAGCAUAUUAUACAUGCAAAUACAUCGAAGUCGCAAGUUUUCUUGAAAAAGAAAACAAGACAAUUGAACUACCUUGAUUUUUGGUUGUAAUUGCAGCGGCAUCUAUAGGAGUGAGAUGGAUGUUAUUCCUAUGUGCAGCAUCUUUCAGGAGCUCCAGAUAGUACAUGACACCGGAUACUUUUCAGCUUUACCAUCUCUUGAGGAGUACUGGCAGCAGACAUGUCUGGAGUUGGAGCGGUACCUCCAGAGCGAGCCCUACGUCUCGGCCACAGACAUCAAGUUUGAGACGAGUCAAGAGGAUCUCUGGAGCAAACUGAUCCUGGCCUGUGGGGACAAGGCCGAGUCCGACCCAAAGAUCCACACUCACAUUAAGGAGGAGGACAAUCAAGAGGCCAACAGCUUUAACUCCGACGCCAGCAGUGAGGCGUCCGACAGCUCCGAGGAGCUCUCCCCUCCCCUCGACUUCACCUCCAACCCACUGAGUGACAUUAUGGGAGAGGGAGAGGACCUGAGUUCCAUGGUUAUCAGCACUCCGCCAUCUUCUCCUGAGGUGAACAAGGAGGCCCCCUCCAUAUCCUCCCAGGUGUGGAGCGGUAUACAGACAGUGAUGCACUCGCCUGGGAAAAUACGGACAGGGAGCAUUGGUGGACGAACAGUGGAGAGGGGAGGCUUAGCCAAUGGGGAGGCUUCUCCAGACGGGAGGAGGCGGGUCCACAGGUGUCAUUUUAACGGAUGCCGAAAGGUUUACACAAAAAGUUCCCACUUGAAAGCACACCAGCGUACACAUACAGGUGAGAAGCCUUACAGGUGCUCAUGGGAAGGCUGCGAGUGGCGUUUUGCACGGAGUGAUGAGCUAACCAGACACUUCAGGAAGCACACUGGGGCAAAGCCAUUUAAAUGCAGUCACUGUGACAGGUGUUUCUCUCGUUCGGACCAUUUGGCGCUUCACAUGAAGAGACACAUCUAAGCGGUGGGCCCCAGGGCAGAGGAGAGCAGAGCGGUGUUGAGCGAUGGUCCUGACUGUCUCCUAACCUGUCUGUGGGGAGGCUGCAGUGCCCUGAGAGGGGAGGAAGGCGAGCAAGGGGAGCGUGCUCUAGUGAAAAGCAUGCAGGCCAUUUUUGCACCAUACUUAGUGCCUCCAAGACCUCUCAGAGGAAAGAGCUCUGAAAGGUCGACACAUUCUGAAGAAUAUCACGAAAACCACCAUGGAUGAAGGAGAAUUAAGAAAUUCACUAGAGAGAGAAGAAAGAAAAUGUCUGAGAGGACAAGAAAGAACGUUUUUUUCUCUGUAUGGUGUCUGAUGCUUUGCGGAGUUAGUUCCUGGUUUGAAAAUAUGCAGUGGUACUACUCCAAUAAACGUGUUGUUUUCUGUGAGCAUGUGGACUGACUGACUGUGAGCCUGCUGUCAGACUGCCUGUGACUGGGUGCCUGUCUCAGAAUGCCUGUGACUGGGUGCCUGUCUCAGAAUGCCUGUGACUGGGUGCCUGUCUCAGAAUGCCUGUCACUGGGUGCCUGUCUAAGAAUGCCUGUGACUGGGUGCCUGUCCAAGAAUGCCUGUGACUGGGUGCCUGUCUCAGAAUGCCUGUGACUGGGUGCCUGUCUAAGAAUGCCUGUGACUGGGUGCCUGUCUCAGAAUGCGUGUGACUGGGUGCCUGUCUCAGAAUGCCUGUGACUGGGUGCCUGUCUAAGAAUGCCUGUGACUGGGUGCCUGUCUAAGAAUGCCUGUGACUGGGUGCCUGUCUAAGAAUGCCUGUGACUGGGUGCCUGUCUAAGAAUGCCUGUGACUGGGUGCCUGCCUGUGGAUGUACGACUCCUGAGUGGAUGGCUUGUGUUGUGACCUGAAUGGCAUUGAGGGGAUGAUGAGUUUUUGACUGAGGUUUUAUUGUCUUGUUGUCAUGAAUGAAUGCAAGCAAAGGAGUUGUUGUGCUCUUGUGUGGAGCGUUGGUUGAGUCUAGGCUGGGUUUGGCAGUGUGUGUGCGUCCCAGCCGUCAGUUUUGAGGUUUGAGAGAGAGCACCACCAUCCGAACUGAGGUGGUACAUGCUCCUAAACGAGGUUUGGGGAGGGGAGGGGGGUUGAUGUUUGGUGCAGCUAUUAAAUGUGCAAUGUAUUAAGUAGCUUGUCUCAAAGUACAUGCUACAAAGCUAAUUUGUUGUCCAUUGUGUAAGCUCAGUAUCUAAAGGCUGUACACAACAUUGAUAUAUCAUUAUACCAGAAGUUGCAUGAUCUUGGGUUUGUUUGUCACUCGAUUAGGCCUACUUAUAACACAGGCAAAUCCCAAUAAUGAGCAGCUAUGCAUCCAUUUUACUCCGUAGAUACCACAGUAUUGUACAGAAACAUAAAGCAGUGAUGUAUUUGUUUCCUUCUUUUCUUUUCUAUGUUUGGAGAUACCACUAUUGCUUGGCAACUGUGUUGAUCAUGGGAUAGUUUUAUUUAUAUUCAGUUUAAUAACGCAUUUCUUUAUUUUGGUCCUCUUGCUCUUCUCUUUUUCUAUAUCUGUAAAUACACUGUGACCUUAAUGAUGCCUUAUGUAAGUGGCCUUGUCCAGAUAAAUAGAUCACUCACGGGGGGGUUAAAUGCGGUAGUGUGUGAUUGAAUAGCUUUAUUAAGGCUCCGAUUCAUAUGGUUGCACCUUUUACCCUUUGUCUAGAAAUGAUGGUUGGUCUGAAGACUCUUGAAUAAAAGUUAAGCUUUAUACUUA
This is a messenger RNA of Salmo salar (Atlantic salmon), 2852 nucleotides long. Its product is annotated as Krueppel-like factor 6. The record is from RefSeq and is a predicted model, not a curated record. Gene Ontology annotation, molecular function: RNA polymerase II cis-regulatory region sequence-specific DNA binding; DNA-binding transcription factor activity, RNA polymerase II-specific. Gene Ontology annotation, biological process: regulation of transcription by RNA polymerase II. Lineage: Eukaryota; Metazoa; Chordata; Actinopteri; Salmoniformes; Salmonidae.